UGGUGAUUAGUUCCCAUAGUGUCAAUGAAAACGAUGGCGACCACCACUCCUUUGAAGAUCAAAAUUCUUGUUCUUGGACCACUUCAGAGCGGAAAGACGACAAUAUCGAAUUACUUGGCGGAUUCAAGUGAUAUAAGCCUCAAUAAAUAUCGACCAACCCGAGGUGUACGAAUUGUUGAAUUCGAGAGUAAUGAUCUGGAACUUGAUGGAGAACGAGUGGAAGCAGAGGUAGAACUUUGGGACUGCAGUGGUGAUAAACAAUAUCAAAAAUGCUGGCCUGCGAUUCGACGUAAUACUCAUGGUGUUAUAUUGAUAUGUAGGCCUGAUCAAGACGAAGGAUCGGCACUUUUGCCAUGGUACGAGGAAUUUGUGCAACGUGGGAACAUUGAUCCAUCACUCGUUCUUGUCCUGUUGCAUACAACCAGUGGUCAGUCCAGCAAUACAUUGACCAAUGAUGCAGUAAUCACUGGAUUUUCUCUCUUACCUCAGAUGAGCAAUCUUCGAGUUGUUUCACUGAACAUCGAUCGUGACGAUGAUAAUCUUCGAUUAGAAUUCAAUGGUUUCCUGUGUCGAGUCAUUUCAAAUGUAAAAUUUCAAAGAAUUAAAUGA
Molecule: messenger RNA, 609 nt
Organism: Loa loa (African eye worm)
Lineage: Eukaryota; Metazoa; Nematoda; Chromadorea; Rhabditida; Onchocercidae
Exons: 4
Coding region: 25-609 (194 amino acids)
Biological process (GO): intracellular protein transport
Cellular component (GO): endomembrane system
Molecular function (GO): GTPase activity
Source: RefSeq, a predicted model, not a curated record